Ixodes scapularis (black-legged tick) is the source of this 1035-nucleotide messenger RNA. RefSeq lists its product as uncharacterized. The transcript has 2 exons. Gene Ontology annotation, biological process: DNA integration. Lineage: Eukaryota; Metazoa; Arthropoda; Arachnida; Ixodida; Ixodidae. Gene Ontology annotation, molecular function: nucleic acid binding. The record is from RefSeq and is a predicted model, not a curated record. The coding region runs from base 1 to 1035 and encodes 344 amino acids.
AUGCUAUCACGUAGUCACGUGUGGUGGCCUUUGAUAACAUAUGAUGUCGAAAACACUGUCAAAAACUGUAGUACUUGUCAACUAACGCAGAACGCGCCACCACGUGUUCCAUUAUUAACGUGGGGUUGGCCAACGCGCAGAUGGCAAAGGGUGCAUCUUGAUUUUGCAUACCGGGAUCAGAACUGGUUUUUGAUCCUCGUAGAUGCUCUUUCAAAGUGGGUAGAGGUGUUUUUAAUGAGUUCCACUACGACAAAAUGUACUAUCGAAAGAUUGCGAAGUGUUUUCGCCGCGUUUGGACUACCAGAAGAGGUAGUGACAGACAAUGGACCCCAGUUUGUGGCGACAGAGUUCGUAGAGUUUCUGUCGAUGAACGCGGUACGCCACACGAAAAGUCCUCCGUACCAUCCCGCCUCAAAUGGAAGCGCGGAACGGUGUGUGCAAACCGUCAAGCGGGACCUCCUGAGGCAGGUAAUCGACGAGCAACGGACAUGUGUACCGAAAUCGAUGCAACAUCAAGUCGACCAGUUCCUGUUUGCAUACAGAAAUACCCCAACUGGUACGACCAACAGAACUCCAGCCGAGCUGUUUCUCUCUUGGAAGCCUAGGACCCGUCUGAGCUUCCUUCAUCCUGAAAUGGGGAGACGCAUGAGAGAUCGCCAGCAACAAAUCAAGGCAGCCGCCGACAUGAGAAGAGGCUCUUGGCGAACUUUUGAAGAAGGCGACCAAGUCCUCGUCCGGGGAUCACGUCCGACAGAUCCUGCAUGGGUGGUGGGACGUGUUGUGAAGAAAGUAAGUGCAUCAACCUACGUCGUGAUAGUGCAAGAUCAGCAUCGGAACAUGCGCAGCGCGGCGUUGACCCCCGUGGCGCGUCGGCUGAGAGACAUCAUGCUCAAGAAGAACCCGCACGUGCCCCCUCCGCAGCCAGCGGCAGCCGACUGGACCGAGGUGACCAUCGCUUGCCCGCCGCUGCCCGGCAAGGCGGCCGUCGGAGGGGCCAAGAGGAUGAUUCCACCGGGACAGGUACGCUCAUGGUAG